Molecule: messenger RNA, 8520 nt
Organism: Rhopilema esculentum
Lineage: Eukaryota; Metazoa; Cnidaria; Scyphozoa; Rhizostomeae; Rhizostomatidae
Source: RefSeq, a predicted model, not a curated record
UGGGUAUACAUUUCAGAGAAAAACAUUUGUAACAUCACUAGUGGUGAUGGUAUUGAAAGUGGCCCAAAAGAGGGGAUUGGUCUUCCCAAAAUUUUAUCUGAGUUCCCUAUGAAACCCAGACUGGAAACUUUGUUUCUUGUGAGGACAAGUUUACUUUGAACAUUUGCGAUGGCAUGCCUAAAAUCAUAUAUACUUGGCUAUUUAAAGAGUUAAUAUUGGUAAAUGUUAUUUUCUAUGGAUUUUGCGUGGCCAAUAUGCAUAAGUGAGCAGAUGCCAGUAUUGAUUCUAUGGCAGCCACACUUGCAAGAAAUUUUUGUGAAAUUAGUUUUGGCCUGGUUUUUGCUGUGGUUCAAUUAGAAAAGUUUUUCAUAAAUGGCAAGACAACUUUCUUAAUUUGAUCGCAACUUGGAUUGAAAAAGUGUGUCAUUCUAAAUUGAGAUCAGGGCUGCCAAAAAGUUUCCAACCCUGUUUACACUGUCCUGUUUAAAAAUGGAACCACAUCGGUACCAAAUUUGUUCACUUUCAUAGUGGGGUCAAAGCUGUGCAGAGCCAAAUCGUCUCUGUUCCACAACAGUUUUGUCACAGUUCCAAACUUAGAAGGAACAGUGUAAACAGAAUCUCUGUAGGCCUUGGACAAAACCCAGAUCUCGUCAAAAAAUGCCAUGAAAUCCAGACCGAUGCAGAUGUGUGUGCAGGCAAUUUAUUGCAACAAAGUUUUCAGUCUGUUACGAAACAUCAAAAUGGCCAUACAAUUCAGAAUGUAGUUGAUAGAAGACCGUAAAUUUGCCUUAAGUACCUUUCAACUUCCCAGGGUCUGAGAAUUUUAUUCUUGUUUUAAGGAACAUUGACAAGAAAUUGUCAGCAAAAAUUGACAUUAAUAAAUUGGAUGAUUUUUCAACUAAGGAAAUAUGGGUCAUUUACCAAGAGCUGGUUUAAAAACAGGCAAUUGUGCAUCUAAUUCCUUGAAAAUAUGUUACCAUCACGAGUUGAAGUUUGGAGCAGCAUCUGAAAAGAGAUUCAAGAGCUGUUGUAACUUAGAAUUGGUAUUGGAAUUGGCCAAAAAGCUAGCUGCAACAGGCAUUCUCUGUGUACCUGGUAUGCUGGUAUGGUAUGUCAGAGUGGUUGCUGGGAGGAUGAAAAAAAAGAUAUUUGAAAAGGCCAAACCCAUUAAUUUUUCAGGGAACACCUUUGCACUAGAGCUAAAUAGCAAAGCAAUAUAUCCUUGUUUCAUGCAUUGUAUGUUUCUGUCUCUGUUAACCAAGCUGAUAGAAAGCACAUGGAUUUAAAACACUUGUUUGUGCCAAUGUUUUGGUUACCAAUGUUUAUACAAAAAUGUUUGACAAUGUUUCAUGGAUGUUUUAUUCAUUUGGCCGGGCCUUUAAGGAUUUAAACAUGGCUCUUCAGAUGAAUCAGUGGUGCAAAUAGAAGAUGGAUGGUUGUGUCUCACAAACUCCAACUUUGCGACUGACCAUUUCUGAAGAAAAUCUUGGUGAUGAGGACUUGUACGCAUCAAUGCUAAAUAUCAAGUGAAAGAGUGAAGGUCUAUUCCCGAAGAAAAACAGGCAUUUCAGAUGUAAGCCAAGAAAUUAACAUUGAAGUAAAUGGAUAAUCAGUUACUUUGCGUAAGUGUUUCUUCGAGUUGAUUUACUAUUUUUUUUAAAUUUUACAACACUAAUGAAGAGGACAGUCAAAACGUUUUGAUCAUCUGUUUGAUAUGUUGGAAAAUUUUAAAGUCAAGAGCUUUAUAGUUAUUUAUUUAUUCAUGUAUUUUUUUUAAUUCCUUGUGACGUUUGUACUGUCCAUUGUCUCACAGUUUUUUCUCAUGUAUUUGGGGAUGCAUGCUAUUCAACUAUAUUGAUAAAUAAGGUAUGUUGGUAAUAUCUUUGCAGAAAAAUGUGACUGUAAAAGACUUCCUUUAUAUGAAAUUAGUUAAAGCCUUAACGGGUUUUCCAAAAAGUCAGAAGGCAAAAGGUUACUCAAUUAGAAUAAUAGGACCACUCACCUCUGAAUAUAAGAAGAAACUAGCUUUAUCAAAUAGUGUCAAGGACAAUGCAAAUCAAGGAAGAAUCUUUCAGUAUGACAAGGAAUGAUUUGAUUUGCGAGAUGUUAUACAACUUUUGAAAAAUAAAUUGACAAUGCUUCAAAAAGAGUGGAUGUGAAAAUUCUUUAUCUACUGUGAUUUACUCUACACCCAUUGUCUGCUGGAAUAGUUCCAGGUCAAUUUUUUAGUAAACUUUCAUUUCCUUUGAUUUUUAUAAGUAUAGACAACUUCACUUGAUGUAACUUUUUCCCCAUCAAUGUUGCAAAGCAGAAAUUUUAAGCUGGAUGGCCUAUCCUGUCGUUUUACCUAAUGAAGCAUGUAGCUCUCUAGAACCCAACUGCAGUGCGAUUAUUUACUGCAAUUUUAUUAAUAGGUGUCUUUAAUAGCUAGAUUGGAAAGCAGCACUUUGGUUGAAUUUGGGGGUAGGACGUGGCUUAAUAUAGCAGGUGGGGAAGCCCUGAAAGAACCACUUUCUCUUGUACAGGCUCCAUAGUUGUGCCAAGCAAUUCAAAUGCAGCGAACCCGAAAUCUAGAUAAGCUGCUUUAGCAACCGCAAGAUGGAGUGGAAAUAAAACCUUGGCUGUACAAGGAAUUUACUUCUUAUACUGGUCUUGGAAUGAAACGCAAAGAAUCAAUUUGAUAUUGCUACAAGGGGCGACUGAGUGUGAGAAACUAACGUUUGCUAUCUAGUUCUUGCUUCUUCGGCUUCUCACUCGUUAGAUGAGUUAUCUUUGUUUUUCUGGCUGGUAAAGAUUGAUUGCACUGUACACCAGUACUGUCUUCACCGCUAUCGCAGUAAUAACCCUAUUUGCCUGAUUUUGUUUCACCGAAGCACCAUCAGAAAUGUCGAUUUUGAAAUUCAUCUAGAUUUCUGUCUACACCUCGUUUUUGUUGCCAGUCAGAGCCCAGAUGUGUAAUCUUUCUUUUUCACAGUUCUGUCUGAUUCUCAGCUGAACAUCUUUAUCAAUAUCCAUCGACUGAUGAGCCGUGGAAAAGACAAGUCCUUCAAAUGUAGCCGUGUCAAUUCACAAUCGCUUUUUCACCAAAGAUUGAAGUAUCUUACCAUUGAAGAUCCAAGUAGUUUCCUAACAAAGACCCAAAUAAGAGGUAAUGUUCCAUAUUGCUUAAUUACCUCAAAUUAUUGAUUUUUUCUUUUAAUUUCCGUCCAUUUUCAUAUAAAGUAACAUUAUGUACCUCUCAUUUGAACUGUUGUGAGCACUUUGUGAUCUUUGGCGACUUUGAAGAAUUUCCCAUGAUUCCAUGUUGUCAUCAUGGUUUCCUAACAUAUUUGCAAACGACGUGGCUUAAGAAAUAAUUGAGGGAGCAUUGGUUGUGUUCCUUUGCUAUUUUAUCGUUCAAACCUUGAAAUUGUGAUUAUAUGCGUGUGACAUGUUGGAUUAAAACAGACUAAACUCAAGCUACUACAUGAAAAAUUUCUUUGUUCCACACAAAAAUGCUGGUUUUAGUUCAACUCGCUGUAGGAGAACAUUUGAUAUUUAAGCAGUACCCUUAGUGGCGCCGAGAUACAGUACAGUAGCCCCCUCGCACCCUCGUCAUCUUAGUGGGCCUAACGAUAAUAACCUUUGCAAUAGUUGAAAAGUUUAUUUUUGGGCUGUAAACCAGGGCGAAGAGUUUCUAUCGCAACAGGGUGAACCAAUUCCUUUAGGAAUAUUUAUUUUUAGACCAGGAAUGAUGAAGUUCUCUUUUUGCUUGAAGUGUACCAAAGUCAGAGAAAAUAAUGAUUUUGAUAAUGAUCUAGAGUGCACAAACUGAUAUGUUGGAACAGAUCACUAUGUGCAGUGUUGAAGCCUUUGAAGUUCACAACAUCAAACGGGCCAGCUCACGUCUAUGGUCUGUUGCACGUGAGAAGUGAGCUGCUAUUACAUGGAAGUAUGCCAGGCCGGCAAGUGAGCUGGCUCGCUUUGGUGUAAGCGGGCUGGCUCGCCAAACGGGCUGACUCGUUUCCAUGUAAUCGCAUCAAGCCGAGCCACCCUGGCAAACGGGCUGAAAAACACACUGGAGCAUGCACAGUUUCUUUUCAUCGAUGUGUCACAAGAAUCAAAAUGGCCGACAAAGUCAGUAAAUCUGCUGCUGCUGCUGCUGCUACAAAACCUAACGAAAAAGCCUCGGAAGAUGAGUCUGUGUCAACAGCAGCAAAGUUUAAAUGGAAUAAUGAAAUGGUUAGAGAAUUGCUCGAAAGCUUGAAGGAGUUUAAAGCGACGAUGGAAUUCAAAAAUUUCGAUUUUAACGCCGACAAACCAGGCAAUACGAAGAUAUGAGGAGAAUUUUGAGCAGAAAUUUGUUUUGUUUUACUUCCACCACGAUGAUGCCGCUUCAUUUUACUUCUACAUUUCCCGCCUUUUCGCAUGCAAUGCGCAGAACUGUAAUGCGCAGGCAAAUACAGCCGAGCUGGCCCGCUUGCUGAGACAGCUCUUUUUACAUAUAAUACCAACGUAAAUUCCGUCUCGGUAAACGAGCCAGCCCGCUUACCGGGCCAGCCCACUUCCAUAUAAUCAGGUCCUUAGAAGUACAAAAACUUUACAUGAGAUCAUUUGUUAUGUCACUGGGAGCUCUUCUUGCUAUUUAUCUGUGGCAUCCAAUCAAGAAAUGGGUGUCUAAUCGUCGAAAAGACUCAUUUCUACCCUAUCUUCAAAGAGGAUUUCUGAGCAGUUGAAGUGAUCAGUACUAUGGCCUCUCAACUUUUUGGUUAUCCUAACGCUGUUUUUCUCAUAGAGAAUUUCCUAUAAAAAAUGAUUGUAUGUAAUAACGAGAGUAUUUGCCAUCUGAAUAGAAUUUAAUAGAAGCUAUUUUUUUUUAAAUUUUGAGUUUGUAUAUUGGAAAAUCGACGCAGCCUCUAAAUUCAUACAAUGAUCGCCAUUUAGUCGAUAGGCGCGAGAGACAGGACCAUACACGAGGGCUGCAAAGAUAUGGGGCUAAGGCCCAGUCCACAAUUGUUUCCAUUACGUCAAACGCAUUAUUAUUUGUAUAGCAUCCGAAGGUUAUGUAUAGCAUUAGAACACUGAGAAGCUUAUGCUUAUCGAGCAGUGUCCUGGUCCUUCCUCUCGAUGUGACCACACCUCGUGAUUUCUACGCCUGGAAUUACAGAGAGCUGGCGACUCUCCUCACUCUGGGUGAAAGUUUGGUCAUGCCAGGGACUCGAACCGCGGACCUUUGAGUCGGUACAGAAAUUAUUUAGGAUUAAUCAUAAAGGGCAGUUGCAGAUACUUUAUUUCAAACUGCAGUUGCUCAUUGCAUUUCGAAUUAUUUUAUGCUGAAUAAUCAUCAUUUGCUCUUCCAUUUUGACACCCCGUGUUGCUACUAAAAGAUUCAUUACUCAAAAAUUUAUUUGAAGGUGAAAGAAAGUUUUUUAUUAUUUGGGAACACUGCUCGCAGAAUUAAAAUUUCUAAAUCAUAAAAUCAGUUAUGAAUCUUUUUUUAAUAGGUUGAAUCAUUCUGUUUUGUGCAGAAGCUAAAAUUACAGAAAGUGUCCUCCAAGCUUAACCUUAAAACUGACACUGUGAUCGACUUUAAAACGAUUGAAUCACACAGUGACUUUUCGUCUAUCACCGGUGUCUAUUGACGCGAUAAAAAGCACUUGAAUUUCCUGGUAGGUGAUGAGAAAAUGUUCCAUAGUUAAGAUAAUAACAAAAUAAAACACUUUGUAUUUGGCUGAUGUUUGAGAUCUUUUUCAAAUAAGGUACCAAAGUUUGGUUUUUCUUCCCUAUGUUUACAAAUACUUGAAUGAAAUUUACAAUAAAUGAUUUUUCACCUGUGCCCGUGAAAUCACAAGUGUGCAUUAAAUCCACGAUCCCGUUGGAAGCUCCCAUAGUAAGAUCUCAAGGGUUUCCAACACAAUAGUCAAAAAGCUAUAUCCGAAGGAGAAUCAGCGGGAGGUGGAUUCCAUGUUCUCGGGUACUGUUUUCUGGGACAUUUUUUCUGAUUAUUUUGAAGUGAGAAUUCGCCACUGGCAGGCAAGCGGAUGCAAUUUCCCAAUCAAAGGAAAAUCUGUAGAUUGCUGAAUCGAUCUGUGUCAAGCGAUUUGAAAAUGGCAUAUGGCAAGUGAAUUUCAUGUCUUCUUGUCCAUUUAAACGGGAAAAAGAGCAACAGAAAUGUCACUUACAGAAGAUGCGGCACCUGAGAAUGACCGCACUACUGAGCUUUUAUCUGACGGCGCCAAAGAUAAUGUGGAAGAACUUCUGCAAACAUGGUCCGCAUAUUCAGCCACUUUGCCAUCAAACGAUGCGACUUUGCUUGGAAUCGCAGUCGAGAUAUGCAAGAUCUUAUCAAGGCGGAACAGCUUUAAUGCUUUAGAAGUCUUCCUAGAAAGAUUGCCGAAAAUUUCUGAAUACGAUAGAAAUGAAGACAUUCUUCGCUCUAAAGUUGCACUUGCUGUACGCAAGCGACAGUCCAGGGUUGUCGUCGAAAUCAUCAAGAACAAUGACUUCGAAGAUGGCGAAGACCUGAUAAAGGCCUGGGACGAGGCUCAUUAUAUUAUGGAAGAAGACAGGCUUCAAAAACCUUUAACACCACUUGCGCGAUUCAGGGUGAGAAAGAGACACCCUCCACCGCAGACAAUUUGCCCAACUGGAGUUAGAAAAAUGGCUUCAUUGCCAAAAGGAGCCACAAGGGUUCUGAAGCAAUGGCUGAUGGAGCAUUAUCACGACCCAUAUCCGACCGGUGAGGAAAAAGUAGCUCUUGCAAAGUUAUCUGGGCUAUCGUCCAAUCAGGUGAAGACGUGGUUUGCUAAUGCAAGAAGACGCAUCCACAAAGGUGGUGGCUCUCUACCUGGUAAAGGAAGCCACAGUGCCUUUGAGAUUAAGGAUCACGGAAGAAAGCCGUUGAUGAAUCGGAGCGAUGCCCUUGAUUCGUAUGCAAGUUUGAACUUACCUUCAGAUGCAAGCUCUGCGUUCUCAAACUGUUUACAGUCACGAUUUGAGCACACUUGCGACGUCACUGAUCAUGCAAAGAUGACAAAUUUUAGUUACCGUUGCUUGCACUCAGUGUUUAAUUCCCAUGCAUGUUUGCAUUGCAAAGGAAUGCCUCAAGUCACCCCGAAUUAUGACGAAUACGGAUUAGCUGACAGGUAUACACCACAUACCACUAACUCUGGCAUUAAUCUCCCAGUCUACCCAACACCUGGAUAUUCAUUCCCACGAUGGCCUUACUACGCACCUGUUCAAUACAGACACGAAGAUUUUGACCCUUGGUACCGAGGCCAAAGCAACCAGAGCGAUUUCCACACGCACUACCAAGAUUUUGACCCAACAACGAUGCCUGUUGAAAGAAUCGGGUCACUGGAUAACACCACGUUGAUUGAUUCGUGCCUUCAGAACAGCAAUAAUGAUCAUGGCAAGACCCACAGUAUCGAGAUAGGCAAAGAUGAGUUGACAGACGUCGGCGCUGCUCGAAUAUUGGCCGAUCUCUCCACUAAACCAAAUUUCAGCCUUCAGUACGAUGACACGGAUAAUAUCAUAUCUCAUGGGAAUCAUAUAUAGAGAGGAUCAAGCCAAGGGCAAUCCUAAGAUGACGAAGAAAUAAGAGAUAAUCAUGAUUUUAAAUGGCAAUGAACCGUUUUCGAUUCUUUAAGAAUUCAAUAACUGUUAAGUGAUUUUGAUAUUUUUUAUCCCUUGUAAUGACUGUGGAUUCAAUCCGUUUUGCCAAGCAAAAAAAGAUUUUUGACUUCAUGGUGAUGUCAACUUAUUUGUUGUUUUUGUUGUUGAGAUUCAGAAUUCGUAUGUACUAGAAUUUGUUUUGACGCUAUAAAAAUAAAUAUUUGUGUUUUGAAAGUUUUUUAGAAAACGGUUAUUAUUUAGCUGAGAAACGUUAGCGGAGUUUGAAUUUGUCCUUUGAAGUUUAUUUUAGUUUCUUAUCCUUCCAUUUUUUUUCUUAUAUUCUUCGAAAUAGCAAGAAAAGCAGAAGCUUUUUAACAAGACAUCCAUAAGUUUCGUAGUGUCUUAUUCAAAAUGGCAAGAGACAGCAGAAUAGGGCAUUCUAAAAUACUUUUUAUACGAUGCUUCUCAGGGUAAAAACAUUAGAUAAUUACCAAAAGGUUAAAAAAGGUUCAUUUCAACAUUUCAAUGUCUGAGAAAUUUCUAAUGAAAAAUGCUUUACUAUGUUAUAAUUGCACUUUUCUGUGCUAUUUUAAGUUUUGCAGUACAAGAAACUUCUCACCCCACUGCUUCUAAAGGGCUAAAAGGGUGUUUUGAAACAAGUCCAUAGUACUAUAGGCCUUAUUUUCAUUUUUUAUUGUUUAAUGCUUACACUUCUAUGGAAUUCCGUUGUAUUAUUGAUUGUUACCUAUCACUUUUGAUAUUUUUGUUAUUCAACAUCUCUAUCUUGAUAUUUUGUUUCCAGCAGUUACGUCACUGAACUAACAGACUGUUAGAAAAAGCUGUGUAAAUUGGUCAUACACUAAAAGAAAGCAAUGUAAUCCUAUAUGUGUAUAAGUGAUUGUGGAUAUGAAUUGCCUGUCAAAAACA